Cervus elaphus (red deer) is the source of this 1357-nucleotide messenger RNA. RefSeq names its product ribonuclease A family member 4 (gene RNASE4). The transcript has 2 exons. NCBI's taxonomy places the organism in Eukaryota, Metazoa, Chordata, Mammalia, Artiodactyla, Cervidae. The coding region runs from base 146 to 589 and encodes 147 amino acids. Gene Ontology annotation, molecular function: nucleic acid binding; RNA nuclease activity. The record is from RefSeq and is a predicted model, not a curated record.
CCCUUCUCCACCUCUCUGCAUCUUUGCACUUCUCCCGACUCGACGUCGUCGUUACAAGGAAGAAGCGGGUGAGAAAAUCUUCUUUUCCACCGUCUUGCUCAUUUCUGCAGACUUGUUCCGAGGCCGAGGCAUCUCCAAGGCAGUGAUGGCUCUCCAGCGGACCCAGGUCUUUCUUCUGUUCUUGCUGCUGAGCCUGCUGGGGCUGGGGCUGGUACAGCCCUCCUAUGGCCAGGAUCGCAUGUACCAACGAUUCCUGCGGCAACACGUGGACCCUGAUGAGACAGCAGGCAGUGACGGCUACUGCAACCUGAUGAUGCAAAGACGGAAGAUGACUUCACAUCAGUGCAAGCGCUUCAACACUUUCAUUCAUGAAGAUCUUUGGAACAUCCGCAGUAUCUGCAGCACCGCCAACAUUCAGUGCAAGAACGGCCGGAUGAACUGCCAUGAGGGUGUAGUGAGGGUCACAGACUGCAGGGAGACAGGGAGUUCCAGGGCUCCCAACUGCAGAUACCGGGCCAAGGCCAGCACCAGACGUGUUGUCAUCGCCUGUGAGGGUAACCCGGAAGUGCCUGUGCACUUUGACAAAUAGAUACCACUCAACAGGGGUUAUGGCCCAGCAGCUGGCCCUUAACUUACUCCUUAAACAGUAAUGAGUAAGCAUUUGAGCUGUCCCAGGCUGGCUCCCCUGAUUCUUUUUUUCUUCUUUAUAACCCAUUCUGUUAAACACAUUGCAUGACAGAAAAAGAUGAGACACAAACUUAUAAUGAAUCUGGGCUCUUCUAUAAUACGCUUUCUUUUAUAAUAUUGGUCAGCUUUGCUAUCUUUGAUCUUAUCAUCUGGAAUUUAGUCAUUACAUAGCACUUCAAGAAUUUCAAGGUCCUUUCAUCUAAGCUGUCUCAUUCUAAUACCAAUGCUACCCCUAGUGUUACAGUAAACAAAAGCUCAAAGUUAAGGAAUUUGCUAAGACCAAAAUUUAGUAGAAAAGCUGAGACAAAAGUCUAGUUUAACUGGCUACUUAUCCAGUGCUUUUCCCACUUCAGCACAAGGAGUUUUGAAAGUUUUAAUACAUGGCUUUUGUUAUUCCUAAAAAUCAGCUCUUGGGAGAGGCAUUAAAAAGUUGGAAAUAUAUACUUGCAACGUGAGAGCUCUAUCUGUAUUAUGUGGCAAACUAGCUGUAUUUGGAUCUAAUAAGAUCAAGAAAUGAUAUAAGGAAAUUUCUUUUCCCCUUCCCAAACUUUUGAGUCACCCUAGUAAGUCAGAGUAUUAAAAUGUACUAGAUCAUUAAGACUCCUUCACUCUUCCUGACUGAAAGAUUUUUCAUAUGUUCCUUAUAAUAAAGAAAAUAACAUAAUUUCAA